GAGCUGUAUAGAAAUAUUCGUUGUGUAUCUGGCAAUAAUCUAUGUUCUUCAUAGAAAUGCGAUAGUAACCGCGGACACGCGGACUGCGCACGAUCGUUAAUCUCGUGUAUGUGAAGUGUGAAGUGAGGAGCGCAAUGUAUAACGAUACCAGCGAUAAGUACGAGCUACCAGAAGUAGUCAAUUUAGAUACUGCAUCUUGUAGUAAUGCACAAGGCUUUAUUUUUCCAUCGAAGCUUUCAUCUUCAUACCUUUGCAAUGAUAGUCAACUCCAAACGACCCCAACCCACAACAUGCAUACUAUUAGAGGAUGCAAGUAUCUCAAGUAGUGAUAGUAGUGAGUUGACCGAAAAAAAUGUACAAGUUAGUAAUGAGAACAGUGAAUCGAAUUUGAAAAGGUACUUGCAAGAAACCAGCGAAGGUAAAAUUAUAUUAUCUGCAUACUAUAAUAACAAUAAAACCCUUAAUUCUGUACUGCGUUCUCGAUUAGUACGACUCAUUAUCAAAGGAGAGAAAGACAGAAUAUUAUCAAAAAUCUCAGUAGCAGACAAAUUAACUAAUUUUGUUAUAACAACUUCUCGGUUUCAAAAAUUAGCAGGAGUCAUUGUUAAAAUAUUUAAAGGAGAGUAUUGUUACACAUAUUAUACGUCGUUUACAUGUAAGAAUGGUGUUCGUAUACAGGCAAGUGAUAAACAAGAUGCGGUAAUUUUUUAUUUACUUCCGAUUCUUAUCGAAUCUCGUAGAGCAGGAGGUUAUAAAAGGAAAAGAAAUACGAACUGUGAGCAGGAUAGUGAAAACAGCAUCAGAAAGUUAACGUUACAAGAAUGUAGAGAUGCGUUUAUGUUACAUGUGCAGACUGUUGCUGAUUUGGAUCGUGCUUUAUAUGAUUUGAAGAGAAGACUGCAAAGAAACAAAGAUACUUUUCAACCGACACCUCUUAUAGUUGGACCUUUAGUAAACAUCGAAUCAUCAUACGUGAUUGUAAACGACCAAAAGUUUAAGGUGGAUUCAUGUUUGCAAGCUAUUGAAUUAACUUUCAAGAUAUUCUUUGCUGUUGAUUGCAAGUAUCCAACAUAUGCAGAAACGUUUUGGAUAUUUUUACAAAAAUCUGGUUUCGAUAUUCACUUACAAGAGAAAUGUAACAACUCAUUAAACGUUUUGUUAGGUCGCGUUAACGCAGAAAUGGAGCGUUUAGUUGCGACAUAAUUUUUCCGAACAUAAAUAUCAUUUCAUGUGCAAUCGUUAAUAAGAUGUUUCGGUGCUAUAUUUGUAGUACAUUUUUAUGUUUCGAUAAUAAGUCGCUUCUAAAUCAUUACAAAGAAUUCCAUCCUUUAUUAAAAAUAUAUAGAUGUAACGAUAAUAAUUGCAGCAGAUCUUUUGCUAUAUUUGAUUCUUUUAAGAAACAUAGAUAUAACAAACAUUUAUCAGAGACUAAUAUUACAUAUAAUAACCAAACUAUAAAACAAUAUGAUCAAAACGCGGAUUUUAUAGAUGCAAUAGAUAAAGUCUUAACAGUGGGAACAAAUCAACGUAUACAACAUUAUGAAGAUAAAAAAUGUGAAAAUGUGGAGUAUAUAAUAGAUCCCAUACAAAUUAAGUCUGAUUCUGAUAUUGAAACUGAUUUAGAAGACGAUUUAUUUUUCGACAUUCCACAAAACGAUGGCCACACUAGUGAAGCGACAAACGUAAAAUUUGAGGAACAUAAAGAAAUUAUUAAUUUCACAAGUAAAUUAUACACUUAUUUAGACGUACCUCGUGUUAGGGUAAAUGAUAUUGUGAGAAGUACAGGAAAUCUCAUCGAUAAUUAUUUACUUUU
Solenopsis invicta (red fire ant) is the source of this 1813-nucleotide messenger RNA. RefSeq lists its product as uncharacterized. The coding region runs from base 205 to 1203 and encodes 332 amino acids. The record is from RefSeq and is a predicted model, not a curated record. The transcript has 6 exons. NCBI's taxonomy places the organism in Eukaryota, Metazoa, Arthropoda, Insecta, Hymenoptera, Formicidae.